UUUACAACUGGAAACAUUUUAUGGCAAAGUAUUCAGCAACCUACAGAUACAUUACUGCCUAGUAUGAAGCUUUCAAUCAACAAAAGAACAAGUAAGAGUGUAAAUCUCGAAGCAUGGAAAAGCCCUUCUGACCCAUCUGUUGGCAACUUCUAUAGUAGUAUUUUUGAACGCCCCCCAAAUAUAAUUGAAGUGUUCAUUUGGAAUGGAAGUCGACCAUAUUGGCGAAGUGGACCGUGGAAUGGCGAGGUCUUCACUGGAAUACAGUCAAUGAUAGAUUCAUAUUUUUUUGGUUUUCGAGGAGGAGAUGAUGGAGAAGGGAAUAUUUACAUAUAUUAUGCAGUACAAAAUGAUGAUGAAUUUUUUAUCUAUAACCUAAAUUCAAAAGGAGAAUUAGAAGAAACGGGGUGGGAUGAUGAGAAGAAAGAAGUGCAAGUUCUAUGGACAAGUCGGGAAUCAAAGUGUGAUGUUUACGACUUAUGUGGGGCAUUUGCAAGUUGUAAUUCAUUGAGCUCACCAACAUGUAGCUGUUUGAGAGGGUUUGAACCCAGAAACAUAGAACAAUGGAAUAUACAUAACUGGACCGGUGGGUGUGUUCGAAGGACACCUUUGCAGUGUGAAAGGGUCAACAAUAAAACCACAAGUACAAAGGAAGAUGGGUUUUUGAAACUACAAAUGAUUAAAGUUCCAGAUUUUGCUGAAGGUUUGACUGUUACAUCAGACAUAUGCAGAAGCCUAUGCUUGGAGAAUUGCUCUUGCCUUGCAUAUUCUCAUGAUGAUGGGAUUGGUUGUAUGUCUUGGACCGGCAAUCUACGUGACAUACAACAAUUUCAAAGAGGAGGACUUGAUCUAUAUGUUCGCGUAGCCAAUGGAGAACUUGAUAGAGGGAGAAACAAGACGAUCAUCAUUAUAGGUACAACAAUAAUUGGAACCCUCAUGAUUGUCAUCUGUGCAUAUAUCUUCUGGAGAAGGACAUCAAACCACCCAGAUAUUAUACAAUCAUCAUGUAUUCAACUUUACAACAAAGCUUCCAAUAAAGGUGGAUCACCAGAAGAUUAUGCUAGCGACAACGUAAUUGGAGAAAUGUCGCAAAUCAAACUACAAGAGCUAUUAAAAUUUGAUUUUGAAAAACUUGCAACUGCCACAAACAACUUCCACUUUUCCAACAAACUUGGACAAGGUGGUUUUGGUCCCGUAUACAAGGGGAAACUGCAAGAUGGUCGGGAAAUAGCAGUUAAAAGACUUUCAAGAGCAUCUGGUCAAGGGCUGCAGGAGUUCAUGAAUGAAGUAGUGGUUAUUUGUAAGCUUCAACACCGCAAUCUUGUAAGACUUGUUGGUUGCUGUAUUGAAGGCGAUGAAAAGAUGUUGAUGUAUGAGUACAUGCUAAACAGAAGUUUGGAUGCAUUCAUCUUUGAUCCAUCAAAAAAUAAACUCCUAGAUUGGAGGACACGGUACAACAUAAUAGAAGGAAUAGCUCGUGGAUUGCUAUAUCUCCACAGAGAUUCCAGACUAAGAAUUAUUCAUAGAGAUUUGAAGGCAAGUAAUGUCUUGUUAGAUGAGGAGUUGAAUCCAAAAAUAUCAGAAUUUGGUAUGGCUAGAAUCUUUGGAGGAGGUGAAGAUCAGGCCAAUACUAGCAGGAUUGUUGGAACUUAUGGCUAUAUGUCUCCCGAGUAUGCAAUGCAAGGACUAUUUUCAGAGAAAUCAGAUGUGUUUAGCUUUGGUGUUUUGAUAUUAGAGAUUGUUACCGGGAGAAGGAACUCAAGUUUUUACGAAAAUGAACAUGCUCUGAGCCUUUUGGGAUAUGUAUGGAUACAAUGGAGGGAAGACAACAUUUUAUCUCUAAUAGAUCAAGGAAUAUAUGAUCCUAGUCAUCAUAAUUAUAUUUCAAGGUGCAUACAUAUAGGACUAUUGUGUGCACAAGAACUUGCCAAAGAUAGGCCCGCUAUGGCUGCAGUAAUUUCUAUGCUUAACAGUGAAACUGCAUCACUUCCUCCUCCCAGUAAACCUGCAUUCAUCCUGAGGGAGAGUAUGUUAAAUUCAAAGUUUCCUGAAGAAUGUCAAAAUGGUUGUUCCAUCAAUAAUGUCAGUAUCACAGACGUCUGUGGAAGAUAGAACACAAUGUUUGAGAGGUCAAUGGAUAUGUGUCCAAUGCUAUAAAUUUUGUUAAUUGAUAUGGCCUGUAGAAAAAGUACUAAAUUAUUUUUUGGACUGGAUUUGUCCGAAAGUAUACUUUCGGCCAGCUCAUUUAAAACCCUCUCUUGAUGUGUA
Medicago truncatula (barrel medic) is the source of this 2265-nucleotide messenger RNA. Its product is annotated as G-type lectin S-receptor-like serine/threonine-protein kinase At1g11330. The transcript has 7 exons. The annotation marks the transcript as partial. Gene Ontology annotation, molecular function: protein serine/threonine kinase activity; ATP binding. Gene Ontology annotation, biological process: recognition of pollen; protein phosphorylation. Gene Ontology annotation, cellular component: plasma membrane. NCBI's taxonomy places the organism in Eukaryota, Viridiplantae, Streptophyta, Magnoliopsida, Fabales, Fabaceae. The record is from RefSeq and is a predicted model, not a curated record.